Alosa sapidissima (American shad) is the source of this 552-nucleotide messenger RNA. It is a transcript of the gene rps20, whose product is annotated as ribosomal protein S20. Gene Ontology annotation, cellular component: ribosome; cytosolic small ribosomal subunit. Gene Ontology annotation, molecular function: RNA binding; structural constituent of ribosome. The record is from RefSeq and is a predicted model, not a curated record. Gene Ontology annotation, biological process: translation. Bases 155 to 514 code for a protein of 119 amino acids. The transcript is spliced from 4 exons. Lineage: Eukaryota; Metazoa; Chordata; Actinopteri; Clupeiformes; Clupeidae.
GUGCAGGCCAGUACCCGGAUGCGGUGUAUAAAAGCCAGCUCAGGCCUACAACCAUUCUUUUCUAUCGGACCUGUGAGGACUGUGUGUACUACUUCCUGACUCACCGCUGUUCGCUACGAAAUCUGACGAAUAAGUCGGUCAGGAAAUCUUAAAUAUGGCUUAUAAGGAUACUGGCAAGGCUCCCGUGGAGGCCGAAGUGGCCAUUCACCGCAUUCGGAUCACUCUGACCAGCCGUAACGUCAAGUCGCUGGAGAAGGUGUGCGCGGACCUGAUCCGUGGCGCCAAGGAGAAGAGUCUGAAGGUGAAGGGACCUGUUCGUAUGCCAACUAAGACCCUGCGCAUCACUACCCGCAAGACUCCCUGUGGUGAGGGUUCCAAGACUUGGGAUAGAUUCCAGAUGCGCAUCCACAAGCGUCUGAUUGACCUGCACAGUCCAUCUGAGAUUGUUAAGCAGAUCACCAGCAUCAGCAUUGAGCCUGGUGUAGAGGUUGAGGUCACAAUUGCUGACGCAUAAGCAGGACCUACAGUCAAACAUCAAUAAAUGAAGAGGGG